Molecule: messenger RNA, 1790 nt
Organism: Sebastes umbrosus (honeycomb rockfish)
Lineage: Eukaryota; Metazoa; Chordata; Actinopteri; Perciformes; Sebastidae
Gene: nfkbid
Product: NF-kappa-B inhibitor delta
Exons: 12
Coding region: 120-1484 (454 amino acids)
Biological process (GO): regulation of gene expression
Cellular component (GO): nucleus
Molecular function (GO): protein binding
Source: RefSeq, a predicted model, not a curated record
CUUCAUCACAGGAACAUCACAGAUCCCUCUGCUGCUGUAAAUCAACUCAUCCCUUUUUGAACAGACUGGUGACCGAGAGGACGACCUGUUGAAGAUUUCAAAGCAAAACCGGUUCUGACAUGCACUUUGAUAAAUCGCCAAAAGAGAAGCCGUGUUGCACUCUGCCCACUGUGAAGAAACUCUUGGAGGAGAAGAGAAAGCGUGAGACGUCAUCUGUGCCACCCUCCUGCUCUACGGCCAGCACCAGUCCUCCAUCUACUAUUACACAGUUGUCCUCAGCAGAACCAUUUACCUGUACAGGUGCAUCAAGCAGCUACUCAGACAUGGCAGUGAGCUAUGAGCAGUGGACCCCAACGCAAGAGUCUACACUCAGUUACUACCCUAGCCAUCCAGGAUCCAGCUACGCCGCAGCCUACAGCCUCCCAAUGACGUCUGAAUACGGCACACAGCAGCAAGUCUUUGACACAAUGCCUCAGUCAUAUGAGUGCCCGAUGAGUGCAGUCGCAGAUCCCAACAUGGCUUCGUCUUGGUCACAUCUGGGUCCCAGUCAGACCGCACAGCUGAGUUUUGGUUCGUCGUUGGACGCCACCAAGCUGGAAGAGGCCAGGAUGCUGCUCAAUGGGAUGGACUACAGCAGAGCCACUGGGCAGGAUGAAGACGGAGACACCAUCCUGCACAUCUACACUGCCAAGGGGCUCAGGGAGUGUGCCUUCGCUGCUGCAGAGAGGCUGAGGGAUGUAGGCAGGCUUGAUGCCAAAGAACACAAGGGAAAGACUGCUUUGCUGGUGGCGGUGACGGCAAACCAGCCGGAGAUUGUGCAAGAUCUGCUGGCCUUUGGGACGGACAUCAACGCCUGUGAUGUUAAAGGACAAACUGCCCUUCAUCUGGCUGCCCACUAUGGCUUACCUGGAGUUCUGCAGGCAAUUCUGUCCAGCAGGCCGGCUGUCAACCUGGAGGCCCGCAAUUUUGAGGGUAUGACUCCUCUGCACUGUGCAGCCAUCUCUCACAGUGUCACCAUGAAGGCGUUGUCCAGCAGUGGGCUGGCAGAUGUUGGCCUUCAGAACAAGGCUGCGGAGAAGCUCUCCUGUGUGCAGAUGCUCCUCAGCGCUGGGGCGUCCCUGCUCAGCCAGGAAAUCAAAAGCAACAAGACUGUGCUGCACUUAGCAGUAAAGGAGGGGAACAUCGAUCUGGUGACUUAUCUGCUGAGGAUUCCCCUGCCGAACGUGAAAGACUUUGUCAACUUGAAAGCGCAUGGGCACACAGCUUUACACAUGGCAGCUGGUCUCCAUGGUAACCCCCACCAGGAGGAGAUCCUGCAGCUGCUGCUGCGCAGAGGAGCCGAUCCCAGCAUCCGCAACCUGGAGAACGACCAGCCGGCUCACCUGCUGCAGAGCGGCCCCCAGGGAGAGCAGCUCAAGCUCAUGCUGAAGAAGAGAAGUGCCUCCUCUCGUCGGCGUAUCGUGUCCUUGCAGGACCAGGAAUGAUUUGAAAAAAAAACCCUCUUGUAAUCCCCAUUUGGAGGGAAUGAGUCUUUAAGAUGUUGCCUCUGUUAAGAAGGGGAUUUACAGUUUAUUGUUAUGUUGCUUUGGGAGUCUCUGGCCUAUAUAUUGUUAACAAACUAGUUUGGCAUAUUAAUCUUUAGAUAUAAUUCACAUUGGAUUAGACAAAUGAUGCCCUAAUGCAUAAAGCUUAAAGCUGCAGUCUGUAACUUUGAGCAAAUAUGAUAAAAAGUAUUUUUUUAUGAAACGGUCACGAUAUCCUGACAGUAGUGCAUGAGACAGAUAAUCUGU